Chelonus insularis is the source of this 1020-nucleotide messenger RNA. Its product is annotated as trimeric intracellular cation channel type 1B.1. Gene Ontology annotation, cellular component: membrane. The transcript has 6 exons. The coding region runs from base 138 to 965 and encodes 275 amino acids. Lineage: Eukaryota; Metazoa; Arthropoda; Insecta; Hymenoptera; Braconidae. Gene Ontology annotation, biological process: potassium ion transmembrane transport. The record is from RefSeq and is a predicted model, not a curated record. Gene Ontology annotation, molecular function: potassium channel activity; identical protein binding.
GAUGUGUUGAAGCCUCGCAGUAAAACUUGGCAUAUGAAUGCAGUAGGAUCAUAAUCAGUGCUUCGUAAAAUAAUUAAAUAAAUAAAUAAAUAGUGUAUUGAUAAUAAAUUAUAACCAAAAAUAAUAAAAAGUAUAAAAUGGAUCCUGAAGCAUUUUUAGAUAUGGCCAAUCAGGUCAUUAAGUUAAAAAUGUUUCCAUAUUUCGAUAUUGCACAUAGUGUGUUGUGUGCUCUACACGUCAGAGAGGAUUUAGGACCCGGGGCACAGGCAUUCUCGAGAAAGCAUCCAAUAUCAUGUUGGCUGUCAACGAUGUUAGUGGUCUUUGCUGGAGGCAUGCUAUGCAAUGGAUUAUUGGGAGAACCUAUUCUAGCACCAUUGAAAAAUACACCUCAAGUAUUAGUAGCAACUAUGGUUUGGUAUGUGAUAUUUUAUACACCGUUUGAUAUUGGUUACAAAAUUGCUAAGUUUCUGCCAGUUAAAAUAGUCCUGUCUGCCAUGAAGGAAAUUUAUAGGUGUAAAAAAGUCUACGACGGUGUGACUCACGCCGGAAAAUUAUAUCCCAAUGCAUAUCUCAUUAUGAUCCUGAUUGGAACCUUGAAAGGUAAUGGUGCAGGCUUUACAAAAUUAUUCGAACGAUUAAUCCGAGGGGUUUGGACUCCAACAGCAAUGGAAUUCAUGCAACCUAGUUUCCCAACCAAAGCCUGUAUGGUAGCAUCAAUUAUAUUCGUUUUGGACAAAAAGACUGAUUUAAUAUCAGCUCCUCAUGCUCUUGUUUACUUUGGAAUCGUUAUCUUUUUCGUUUACUUUAAGCUAUCAUCAAUUCUACUUGGAAUUCACGAUCCUUUCGUACCAUUUGAAAAUCUUAUUUGUGCUCUAUUCUUCGGUGGAAUCUGGGACUCAUUGGCAAAACUUAUGGGACGUGGACAGGCUAAAGAUGAAAAGUCUGAUGCUAAAAAAACUAAUUAAUUCAUUUUAAUUAGAUUCUUUUUUUUAAACAUUAAAUUUAAAAAAAAAAAAAAAA